Dovyalis caffra is the source of this 1965-nucleotide messenger RNA. The record is from the annotation of a GenBank genome assembly. Lineage: Eukaryota; Viridiplantae; Streptophyta; Magnoliopsida; Malpighiales; Salicaceae.
AUGAAGGCGCGUUGGCUCCGACCACGUGCCAAAAAAUCCAAACGAGCAAAAAGGCUACCGUCCAAGUCUUCUGUUUCCUUUGCCCAACACCUUCUUCUUCUGCUGCUACCUUCAACUCCUAUGAAAUUCUCCCUCUCCUCUGCCCAUGUAAGCGACGCUAGAAAUCGCAGUGUAAACAUUGGGCUUUCAAAGGGCACAAAGAGGUUUGUUUUGAAGCGAAUUUCUAAUGAAUUGGAGACUGAAGAAUUACCUGAAGAGCCAUCUAUUUCCAACUUCACUGGUUUCCAAGAAGAUCCAAUCGUGGGCAAGUUAAGGACACAAUUAGGAGUGAUACACCCGAUACCAUCGCCUCCAGUUAAUAGAAAUAUUGUUGGGUUAUUUGUUUUUUUCUUUUUUGUUGGUGUUGCUUUUGAUAAAGUAUGGACUUCAAGAAAGAGAUAUAAAAGCAAUGACGAAGGGAAGCGUGGCGGGGCGUGGCCGCAAGUGCCCACCAGCUUUUCGUUGUUUUUGGAGAAGGAUUUGCAGAGAAAAGAGUCUGUUGAGUGGGUUAAUAUGGUGUUAGGGAAGUUAUGGAAGGUUUAUAGAGGUGGGAUUGAGAAUUGGCUUAUUGGGUUGUUGCAACCUUUGAUUGAUAAUUUGAAGAAGCCUGAUUAUGUUGAAAGAGUUGAAAUUAAGCAGUUAUCUUUAGGGGAUGAACCAUUGUCUGUUAGGAAUGUUGAGAGAAGAACUUCUCGCCUUGUCAAUGAUUUGCAGUAUCAAAUAGGCCUCAGGUAUACUGGUGGUGCUCGGAUGCUGCUAAGUCUGUCGCUAAAAUUUAGCAUUAUCCCCAUCGUGGUGCCAGUCGGUGUUCGAGAUUUUGACAUUGAUGGUGAACUUUGGGUCAAAUUGCGGUUGAUACCAACAGAGCCAUGGGUGGGAGCUGUUUCUUGGGCUUUUGUGUCACUUCCGAAGAUCAAAUUUGAAUUGUCACCAUUUCGUUUGUUCAAUCUAAUGGCAAUUCCUGUUCUGUCAAUGUUUCUGACAAAACUUCUCACUGAGGAUUUGCCUCGACUGUUUGUUCGUCCUAAGAAGAUUGUUUUGGAUUUUCAAAAAGGAAAAGCAGUUGGCCCUGUUGCAAAUGAAUCAGGAGAAAUGCAAGAAGGAAACAUGGACUUUGUUGGAGAACUAUCAGUGACUCUUGUAGAUGCUCGAAAACUUUCCUAUGUCUUCUUUGGUAAAACUGACCCAUAUGUUAUUUUGAGCCUGGGAAAUCAAAGUAUGCGCAGUAAAAAGAACAGUCAAACCACUGUCAUCGGGCCUCCGGGUGAACCCAUUUGGAAUCAGGAUUUUCAUAUGCUUGUUGCAAACCCUAGGAAACAAAAAUUGAACAUUCAAGUGAAAGACUCUCUUGGAUUCACAUAUUUAACUAUUGGUACAGGAGAGGUUGAUCUGGGAUCUCUGCAAGACACUGUACCAACAGACAAGAUUGUGGCUUUACAAGGAGGUUGGGGAUGGUUCGGAAAGGCUUCUUCUGGAGAGAUACUCCUUCGACUAACUUAUAAAGCCUAUGUUGAGGAUGAAGAUGAUGAUAAGUAUGAGGUGGAGCAUAUUGAUACAGAUAUUUCAGAUGAUGAGAUGUCCGAUUCUGAUGAAUCAAAUGCUAUUUAUGAGCCUAAUAGAAGGGAUUCUUCAAGUGAGAUGGAUAAAGAGUCAUUUAUGGAUGUUCUAGCAGCUUUGAUCGUGAGUGAGGAAUUUCAAGGAAUAGUGGCGUCUGAGACAGGAAAUAACAAACUUUCAAAUGAUGCCUCAGGUGCAGGAUCUACAAUGUUGCCAUCACGUAGUCUUAAUGCUGAAUCAGUGCCCUCAGAUAGCAGUAACAGUUCUGAAGGUUCUGCUGGAUCAGUCUUAGUUUGGUUUGCUGUGAUUACAAGUAUAUUAGUUCUAAUUGCUUUCACUAUGGAUGGUUCAAGUUUCUUCAACCCUUGA